AUGUCACUGCUCCGCGAAGCUGAAAAAUGUAUCGCUAAUCAGAAGCUCUUUACCGAGCUCAAUGCUUUUAUCACCCCUCUGCAGAGCCUAGGGACGUACGCGGAUCGAAUUCGGGAUGCGGACAUUCGAAGGGAGAAUGGAACAUCGAAAUCCCCCCUCGACGGCCGUCUAAUCGCCAUCAAAGACAACAUCUGCACCCGCUCCCUCCCAACAACAUGCGCCUCCCGCAUGCUCGAGAAAUUCUCCAGCCCGUUCGAUGCGACAGUAAUCAAAUCCCUAGAAAGCGCUGGCGCGAUAAUUGGCGGAAAGACAAACCUAGAUGAGUUCGGGAUGGGAUCGCAUUCGACGAAUUCUCAUUUUGGGCCUGUUAAGAAUUGGUUUGAUACUGUGAAUGGGGCCGAGAAGUCACUUUCCGCGGGUGGAAGUUCGGGUGGGAGUGCGGUUGCGGUUGCUACCGAUCAGUGUUAUGCUGCACUGGGUACGGAUACUGGAGGAUCUGUGAGGCUGCCCGCAGCAUAUACAGGCAUCGUUGGAUUCAAGCCUUCUUAUGGUCUUAUAUCUCGCUGGGGAGUGAUUGCAUACGCCAAUUCAUUAGACACAGUCGGUAUCCUUGCCAAGAAGACAUCGACCGUCCGGGAAGUCUUCAAUAUUUUAAAUCAUCAUGAUGGGCAUGAUCCCACCAACCUAUCCACCGCGACACGCUCCCGAAUAGCCAACGCCGUAUCACAACUCCACUCCUCAAACCGCCUAUCCUCUCGCCCUCUCCGCAUUGGCGUUCCCAUUGAAUACAACCUGACCGAAAUGACUUCCCCCGUCCGCUCAGCCUGGCUCUCGGCCCUCCGCAGUCUCGAAUCCCAAGGCCACACCCUCCACCCAGUCUCCCUCCCAUCCACAAAACACGCUUUAUCAGCCUACUACAUUCUCGCACCAGCAGAAGCAUCCUCAAACCUCGCCAAAUACGAUGGCAUCAGAUACGGCACCCGCGCCGACGGGCCCGAUAAGGCGGGCGAAGAAGGUUCAACCGACUACCUAUACGCGCGCACCCGCGGCGAAGGAUUCGGCGACGAAGUCCGCCGACGUAUCCUGCUGGGAUCAUUCAGUCUCAGCGCCGACGCAAUGGACAACUACUUUAUCCAGGCGCAACGAGUGCGCCGACUGGUUCAGAACGAUUUUGACUACGCCUUUGCAUUGACGAAUCCGCUUGGCGAUAAUGCUGAGGUCGAGAAUCACUCGUCAUCGACAGACACGAAAGUUGAUGUUAUCGUAGGACCGACUACAGCCUCGCUGCCGCCGAGCCUGGACUCUGUGACGGAAGAUCGGGAUGUCACUGUGUCAGCGUCGUUGCAUUCGUAUGUUAUGGAUGUGUGUACUGUGCCGGCGAGUUUGGCAGGGUUGCCGGCUGUGUCUGUGCCUAUCUCUACGACUGGUGAUGAUCUGGGAUUCAAUAAAGUCGGGAUUCAGAUCAUUGGGCAGUAUGGUGAUGACGAUCUUGUCUUGAAAGUUGCGGAGCUGUUAGAGGAAGUCGACGACAGGUCCAAAUAG
Messenger RNA from Talaromyces amestolkiae, 1542 nucleotides. RefSeq lists its product as uncharacterized. The transcript has 3 exons. Gene Ontology annotation, molecular function: glutaminyl-tRNA synthase (glutamine-hydrolyzing) activity. Lineage: Eukaryota; Fungi; Ascomycota; Eurotiomycetes; Eurotiales; Trichocomaceae. The coding region runs from base 1 to 1542 and encodes 513 amino acids. Gene Ontology annotation, biological process: mitochondrial translation; glutaminyl-tRNAGln biosynthesis via transamidation. Gene Ontology annotation, cellular component: mitochondrion; glutamyl-tRNA(Gln) amidotransferase complex. The record is from RefSeq and is a predicted model, not a curated record.